Molecule: messenger RNA, 366 nt
Organism: Fusarium vanettenii 77-13-4
Lineage: Eukaryota; Fungi; Ascomycota; Sordariomycetes; Hypocreales; Nectriaceae
Exons: 2
Coding region: 1-366 (121 amino acids)
Source: RefSeq, a predicted model, not a curated record
AUGUCUGACAAGCUGUCCUUCACAUAUCGUGUAACCGACGUGACGAUGCAAACGCGAAAUAUGAACUACCGAAAGGAGACAAUAGAAAUACCGAAGACAAACACGGCCAUGUGCACCCUCAUAUACCGCAAGUACGACUGCACAAAGUGCCAGCGCCGCGUCCGAGACGACAAGUGGAUCGAAGAGUGCGAUCGAGUCAGGGCCGGUCGUAAGGGUACAUGCGAGGCCAAGUUUGAGCACGAGACGAGCUACGUUCCCGCUGACGAGUGUAUCGUCUGUGAGAUGGAGAGGAGAAAGAGGGAGGAGGAAGAGGAAAAGCAGGCUGAGAAGGAUGCCAUGGAGCAGUCGGGGUGCAGUACAAGCUGA